This is a messenger RNA of Magnusiomyces paraingens, 723 nucleotides long. RefSeq lists its product as uncharacterized. The coding region runs from base 1 to 723 and encodes 240 amino acids. The record is from RefSeq and is a predicted model, not a curated record. The transcript has a single exon. Lineage: Eukaryota; Fungi; Ascomycota; Dipodascomycetes; Dipodascales; Dipodascaceae.
AUGAAAUUUCUUACAUCUGUUUUUUCAGUCCUUUUGACUUCUGCGCUUUGUGUUUCUGCUGAGAACUCUCCUGAGUUCACUCUCCAAUUUUAUGCCCCAGCAAUUAAUUCUCUAUCUAAUUUUAAUAUCAUUUUGUCUGAUAGUAUUUUUUCUGUUAAGGACGUUGCACAAUCAGUCAAGGGUUACAUUCAUGAAAAUGGAACUUUGUUUGUUGAUGGAUACGCAGUUGGUAAGGGUAGAGGAUACCUUACAACCACCCCCCAAUCCAAGUCUUGGGAGGUGUCUUCUCCAUGGACAAUUUCUGAAGGUGUUUUGGAAUUAGAAGGUGAUAAUGAAUUUUUUGCUGUUCCUGAAGGAACCCCUGGUUCUUAUGUACUUAGUGCUGCCAAAAAAGCUGAAGUUCGAGGUAUUACUAAGAUGAAUAUUAAACCAGUUCUUUCUGAUGGUUCUAUUAUUCAAACGUGGCCCAAAACUUCUACUUCAACUUCAAUUACUUCUUCAAAUUAUCAAGUCGACAUUCGUUUAGUUUUGGCCCCCAUUGCAGCUCUUAUUUUGGUUUCAAUGACUGUUUUCAGCUUCAUUCGUCUUCGUCACCGCAGAAAUCAAGUUUCUCCCAAAAACGAAUGGCAACCAGUUGAUGAGAAGGCUCUUUUGGAUGAAGAUGUUGAACAGGGUUUUGCUACUGAUGAAAUGAAGGAUUCUCCUAUCUUUCAAAAUGAGUAA